UCUAUUUAUACAUAAAUAUAAUCAAUCAACCGCUACACCACUCUCUCUACUCUCUAGUCUUACAGACUAAGGAAGAUAUACAUACAUACAUAUAUAUAUAUAUAUAGAGAGAGAGAGAGAUCAUUGUCGGCAGCCGAAAUGAAUCAACGGCCUGCGGAGGACGCCCAGAUAUUUCCCGGUGGCGACAUGAAGAGAAGCGCAUCAGAGUUGGAUCUGGAGGAGCUUCUCAAUCAAACGGUUGCUCCCGAGAUCGCCGAAAAAGAUGAGAAAAUUGGCCAAAUUCGGACUCCCAGAGCUAGGGUUUUCGCCAGUACCGGCUCUGUCUUUGCACUCGAAGACGACGGGGACGUUUGCGCCGGCGAUCUUAGCUUCCCUUUCAGAAAUCGGGAGUUACUGAAUGGCUUCUCAAGUUGUGGACUGACAGAUAACCUUCCAUGGUCUCAUAAUGUCUAUACUAAGCAUUCCAGCAUCUCAGUGACCACUGAUUCACAGUCAUCAAUAUGUGUUGGCAGUCCGACUUCAACCGCUAAACCUACAGGCAGAGAUCUUCAAGCUAUGGGAGCGAACAGUGGUGGUUCCUCACCUGAAUCAGAUGAUGAUGACAUGGAGACAGAAAUUGGUCAAUGCGAACAGAGCGGUGAUCCUACCCAGUUAAAACGAAUCAAAAGGAUGGUUUCAAACAGGGAAUCUGCUCGACGCUCAAGAAAAAGAAAGCAAGCACAUCUGGCAGAUCUUGAGCUGCAGGUUGAACAACUGAGAGGAGAAAAUGCAAAUCUAUUCAAACGUUUUACAGAUGCUACUCAACAAUUUAAAGAUGCUAGCACAAAUAAUCGAGUGCUUAAAUCAGAUGUAGAAGCCCUGAGAGCCAAGGUGAAGUUAGCUGAAGAUUUGGUUGCUCGGGGAUCGUUAACCGCCAGUGUUAGUCAUCUUCUGCAAAAUCAUUUAAGCAUUCCCCAAUCCUGUGGUACUCAUAACAUGUGCAGGGUGGGUAACGUCCCACCAACCAUCAAUGUACGCGGGGAUGAUGCCUCGUACCCUGGAAUAACAGUUCCUGGGCAAAACUCAACCCCUGGACUUGAAAAUGCCGACGCCUUCAAUAGCAAUGUCAAGAACGGAAUUAUGAGCGAUCCUGUAAGCUGUGUGUACCUACAGUGUCCAAGUAACACCAACGUUUGAACUCUGUUGGGUGCUUUUAUUUGUUCAAGAGCCCUCUCUCUCUCUGUUUUUCCAUUCUCUACUUUCUUCCUUAAAGGGUUAGUAGUGCUCUGUAUGAGACUCUUGUUUCUUUUGUAUCUCGGACUAUGGUUUUUAGUGAUGUACACUGACUGACUGGUUUGAUUGCUAUGA
Cornus florida is the source of this 1347-nucleotide messenger RNA. Its product is annotated as basic leucine zipper 9. Gene Ontology annotation, molecular function: DNA-binding transcription factor activity. NCBI's taxonomy places the organism in Eukaryota, Viridiplantae, Streptophyta, Magnoliopsida, Cornales, Cornaceae. Gene Ontology annotation, biological process: regulation of DNA-templated transcription. The transcript is spliced from 6 exons. The coding region runs from base 139 to 1176 and encodes 345 amino acids. The record is from RefSeq and is a predicted model, not a curated record.